This is a messenger RNA of Papaver somniferum (opium poppy), 384 nucleotides long. RefSeq lists its product as uncharacterized. The coding region runs from base 1 to 384 and encodes 127 amino acids. The record is from RefSeq and is a predicted model, not a curated record. The transcript has a single exon. Lineage: Eukaryota; Viridiplantae; Streptophyta; Magnoliopsida; Ranunculales; Papaveraceae.
AUGCCAGAGGAAAUAUGCAUUGGAUAUUAUCAUGGAAACGGGUUAUUAGGAGCUAGACCUGCUGAGUUUCCAAUGGAGACUAAUCAUCGUCUGGCUUUGGCGCAGGGAGAUUUGUUUGUUGAUGUUGAAAAAUAUAGACGACUAAUUGGUAGACUGAUUUAUUUGGCCGUGACUAGACCUGAUCUUACAUACUCGGUGCAUACACUGUCUCAGUUUAUGCAACAACCGAGAAUCGAACAUUGGGAGGCUGCACUUCGAGUGGUUCGAUACUUGAAGAAUCCUGGGCAAGGCAUUUUGUUGCGCUCUGAUAGUAACCUGAGUUUACAAGGGUGGUGUGACUCAGAUUGGGCAAGUUUCCCUUUGACUAGACGUUCAUUGACAUGA